Syngnathoides biaculeatus (alligator pipefish) is the source of this 2036-nucleotide messenger RNA. RefSeq names its product trafficking protein particle complex subunit 6B, like (gene trappc6bl). The record is from RefSeq and is a predicted model, not a curated record. Bases 252 to 743 code for a protein of 163 amino acids. NCBI's taxonomy places the organism in Eukaryota, Metazoa, Chordata, Actinopteri, Syngnathiformes, Syngnathidae. The transcript has 7 exons. Gene Ontology annotation, biological process: endoplasmic reticulum to Golgi vesicle-mediated transport; regulation of GTPase activity. Gene Ontology annotation, cellular component: TRAPP complex; trans-Golgi network; cis-Golgi network.
GGUGGUUGCGACACACACGCUUGACCCAUGCCCAUAUUAUCAAUAAAAGAUAAAUACAGGACAUAAAAAUAAGUUCUUAGAUAUAUUUAUUCGCUGUUGUGGACCUUAAUGGUCAAAAUACCGUCCCUUUAAUGAUAGGUUUGAGAUAUUCAGUAAGGACUUAAACCCCCGUGCUGUUCUUGUGUUGAUUUCGAGUAAACCCCGGAAACUGUAUUGUGUUUACCUUUAUAACUGCGGUGGGUUUGACGGGAAUGGCAGACGACGCUUUGUUCGAGUUUCUCCACAUGGAGAUUGUGGCACACGUUUACAGGGAUCAGCAAUCCAUUAAAGGAGAGGCGGAUAACAAGGACAGGUCCUCCCGUGUUUCUAUUUUAGAGGGGAUGGGCUACAGAGUGGGACAAGGGCUUAUUGAGAGGUUGACGAGGGACUCCCCCUGCUUCAAAGAUGAGUUAGACAUAAUGAAAUUUAUUUGCAAAGACUUCUGGACAAAAGUAUUCAGGAGGCAGGUGGACAAUCUCAGAACCAACCAUCAGGGCACCUAUGUAUUGCAGGACAACAAAUUUAAUUUGCUGACACAACUGUCUAAUGGUAAACAGUAUUUGGAUCAAGCGCCUAAGUACCUUGCCUUUUCAUGCGGUGUGGUGAGAGGAGCGCUGUCAAAUUUAGGUCUUGAAAGUGUGGUUACAGCUGAGGUCUCUGUCAUGCCAUCAUGUAAGUUUCAAGUGGUGAUCCAGAAAUUAUGACAAGGUCCCACCUUGCUGCUUAGUUGAAGGUCCCAGGUCCUUCGUGUUCAGUUCUGAUGUCAAAAUGUAAAUUCCUUUCCAUUCUCUUCUUCCAUUCAUUGCUGCAACAACAGAAAGCAUCAAACAUAAUAAUGGGGCUAAAUGUACUACUACAAACUGCUUUUGUACUUGUAGAAAUUGGAUACAGCUCCUUGCUCAGCACUUCUCGUGUAAGCAAAAUGCUUUUUUUCAUCUAUUGUAUAAAAGUAAGAGAAACUAAGCCCCGGUCGGCUUGAUAGUGUAUCUUUUUGCAUUCAGUAAAUUAAUUAAUUCAUUCUUUCAGUAUUUGAUGUUCACAUGUAACUGUUUUACAGCACGCUAGAUUGAGCUUGAAGGGGAAAUCCACUGGUUUACAUGAUAAAUGUAUCCAAUAGGUCAUAUGUACCCUAUUUUGACAAUGUGAUGUUGAAUUCUCUCCCAUUUAAUGGUGUUUUGAGAAGAUUUUUAUCAACAAUUAUAAAUUUUCUGGUGCAUCCAUCGCCUUUGUUGCGAGUCACAUGACCUACGUGCGCAGAUGUGACGUGUUACGUGCCGUUCCAAAUGCUCGAUUACAUGGGACACCAUUAUGCCCAGUGCUGAUUUUUCAGAUUUAUCCUCAUCUGAUGAAGAAAUAGCAGUAUUGGUUGAUCAGGAAGACUGAGGAAUACUUCCAUACAGAACGGUGGAGACGUGAGCUUGCUCCCCGGCGACUCCAUCAGACUCCGCGUCGUUCCGCCCGAAGAACCAGCCGAAUAUUCAACGUUAUUUACAGCCACAUGUUCAAAUCUAUAUGGAAGUAUUCCGUCUUCCCGAUCAACCGAUGCUGCUAUUUCUUCAUCAGAUGAGGAUAAAUCUGCGCUGGGCAUAAUGGUGUCCCAUGUAAUCGAGCGUUAGGAAUGGCAAGUAACAUGUCACAUCCGCGCACGUAGGUCAUGUGACUCGCAAAAAUGGCAGCGCACUUGAAAAUUCGUAAUUGUCGAUAAAAAUCUUCUCAAAACACUAUUAAAUGAGAGAGGAUUUAUCAUUACAUUAUCAAGAUAGAGUACAUAUUACAUGACAAAUUGGAUACAUACAAACCACCGGAAUUUCCCUUUAAGAAAUUCAUUAGUGCAUCCCACGUUGUAGCUGCAGCCCUAAUGUAACACCAAUAAAAAAAUCAUUUUUUUAACUCUUUAUAACAGAAAUAUUUCUGUUUAUAACUACCCAUGAAUUUGCAGAUGAAUCACUUUACAACACAUGUGAAAACAAUAGUAAAUCAUGUUAUUUGUUGAUUGA